Molecule: messenger RNA, 2976 nt
Organism: Mytilus californianus (California mussel)
Lineage: Eukaryota; Metazoa; Mollusca; Bivalvia; Mytilida; Mytilidae
Product: methionine-R-sulfoxide reductase B1-A-like
Exons: 4
Molecular function (GO): peptide-methionine (R)-S-oxide reductase activity
Source: RefSeq, a predicted model, not a curated record
UAACAGAAAGUGAAAGUAGAAGGAAGAUGUCCUUUUGUGGUUGGUUUUCUGGUGAAAAGUAUAGAGAUCAUUUUGAUAGAGGAGUUUAUGCAUGUGCAAAGUGUAACAACCAUUUAUUUAGCAGUGUAUCAAAAUUUGAACAUUCCUCACCAUGGCCAGCCUUCAACAAACUCAUAAGGGAGGACUCUGUACAGAGAAUUACAGAGACCAAAACAGCAAUAAAGAUAUUAUGUGGUAAAUGUGGAAAUGGUCUCGGACAUGAAUUCCUUGGUGAUGGACCAAAACAGGGACAACACCGUUACUGAAUAUUCAGUGAGUCUCUCGUCUUCAUUUCUCAUGACAAGAUGAGAGACAUACCUGUUACUGAAUCCUAAAAAGAUUAUAUUAUUCUGAAGCUAGCUCAAAACCAAGAUGUCAUCAUUCCAUCAUAUUAACAAACUUAGUCCAGCAAAUGAAUUCUUCUGGUAGAAAGUCAUCUUUCUAAACAACUUACAACUUAAUUGUUAUUUUUUACUAUCUUGUAUGUUUUGAAGACUCUAUGUUGUCCACUUGAUGUCUUUUGGUUAUUUGUUUUAGUUGGUUUUUGUCUAAUUGAUUUAUGUUCCACACACCCCCUUUUUCAUGUCAGUUGACAUUUUUAUGGUCAUGUGUCUAUUUAGACAGUCUCUGAAAGGAAUUUUAUUUGAUAAUUGAAAAAAUAGAAAACUUAAGAAUACAAUUACAUGGUAUUUUUUCUUUUUAUACAUUUACACACUAAAAUGCAGGAAGAAAAGUGACACAACAUAUAUCGCCUUUUAGUCUUGUUUAGAGGGUAUAGACAUUGUUAUGGUUACAAUGGAAGAUUUUAGUUUUCUGUGUGUUAUGUAUAUUUACUUGACUUUUAUUCAUGUAAAACUUUUCUUUCAGGGGCAAAAACUAUGUCACGAAACUGUGAUUUCAUAAAAAUAUUAGCACUUCUGGUCAUUUGUGCAUAAAUGAGCAACACCUAAGCAAAAGAAUUUUUAAGAUGUAAGCCCUUAUUGUCUAUUAACAAGCUUUUAUCAGCAGAGUUGAAAGUUGAAAUGUUUUACCUUAAUUCAAUUUGCUGUUAUGUCUUUAUUCUUUCAGUACUAUUUCUCAAUAAAUUUAAAAUGGAAAAAAUCAGUGUUUAUAAAAUAUAAGGAUUGGGAUAUUCAAUAAGAUUUUUGCCUUUUGAUGAGUUUUACAUGGCAAUAAAAAUGAUAAUAUGACAUUGCAUUUCCACAACAAUUGUACACAUAUUUACAUGUUAUUUUAAAUGUGAAUUUCAAAUGAUGACUUUACAUACAGUUUUACAUAUAUUAUUUGAUUGAUGAUAUGGUUAGUGAUUACCAGUUUCAAGCAUUUGUAUAAGAUUUUUACUUAUGAGAGAAAUUUGAUUGAUGUGCUUCCAUAGCAACCAAAGAUACAAUAAUUUAAAAUUAAAUAUCUUUUUAUUAUUAUUUAAGUGUCAUUGUUCUAGGGAUUAUCAUUUUUUAUUUUAUUUUGACUGAAAAUUUUAUUACAUGACCGUGAGCUAUUUAGACACCAUGUUAUUGCAGUAGUUUGAAAAUGAUGUAUGAUUUCGUUGACGACUAUUGUUGUAUUUAAGAUAUUUAAUUCAAUUUUAUAAAUAAUUUCACUUGUUUGAAGUUAAGCACAUUUUCUUCGACCUAUAUAUGUGGGUUGUUGAUAUGAGUAUAUGUUUAUCUUGGGUGAUAGGGAUUAACAUAAUCCUAUUUAUGGUGAAUAAUAACAGUGUUUUAAUAGAAAUAUCAUUGUAGGUGACAAUGAAUCACAAAAUCCUUUAUUAAACAUAUCAUUGUGUGUGAUUAUUAAUAACAACAUUCUUUUUGUCAGAAAACCUGCUGUUCUUUACUCUUUUUAUGAAUGACCUCUACUCUGUAUAAAUGACCUUUACUCUGUUUAUGGAUGACCUUUACCGUGUUUAUGAAUGACCUUUUGAUUUUGAGCUAGCCUAGGUAGAUGAUACACCAUUGAUGAUUCGAGGCAUUUUAGUAAAUGAAGUAUAUAUGAAGUUGUCAGGCCACAGUCCACAUGGAAAAGCUAGACAAUGGAAAACUCCUCUCUUCUACUGAUCUGACUAGAACCUUCAUAUGUUGUGUUGCCAAAGAAACACUUUUUUAACUGAUUUGACUAUAAUCGUGGUAUGUUACGUUGCCUCAGAAACCCUUUUUUUAAAAAUGAUUUGACUAUAAUCUUGGUAUGUUAUGUUGCCUAAGAAACCCUUUCUAAGUUUCUCUUGACUUAGUAUGAAUUUCCACCUUCAAAUGUUUUGUUUAUGAAUUGUAUAUAUCUUACAAGUUAGCGAAUUGAAUGGAGAAAAUAUUUUGAUGAUUUAUUUAUUUAUAUAUAAUUAUCUUAUUAAUAGUUUUCUGUUGUCAUCAAUAACAUGGCAUUGUAAACUUAUUUUUUUAAUUUUUCAUAUACUUGUUUUUAUAUUUAUUUUUUGUUAUGGUGUUUUUCAUUUUUCAUCACUGAAAAUGGAUGUAUGUUGAAUUUAAGUGAUAUAUACUCACAGAACUCAAAUGAGCAUAUUACAUUAUCACCUUGUACGAGGCAAUUGGGAUAGAUUCAAAAACAUUUUAAUCUCCAUUGUUUCUAUUGAGCAAGCUUAUCCUUGUAAGUUAAUAAGAUUUACAAUAUAUAAUUUAAUUGGAAAAUUGUGUAACUGGACAUACAAGUAAAUGACACAUUUUUUGGAGACAUGGAAAAUAUAUUUAAAGAAUAUUAUCAAUAACAAAUUGAGUGACGAAUUAAUAAAUAUAUGAAAAUAAAAACAGAUGUGAUUAAAAAUUGUAUUAAGAUAACUUAAGCAAGAAAGAAGUUAUAACUAUUAGAUCUAAUAAUCAAAAUAUUAUAGAUACACUCAGGGCCAUUGUGUAUUGUCAUGUAAUGUCUUUCAUUUUGAUAUGUAAAUUUUGAAAGUUUUAUCAAAUAAAUUGAUUCAGAAAAACA